AUGACGCUCGAUUCGAUGCCAGGGAGCUCAGGGUACUUGGAUUUGCAUCCAGAGAGGAAAAUGUUCUAUUUCAAGAAUCCUUACAUUCUCCGUUUGACUGUUGUUGCUGGGAUUGGUGGGCUUCUCUUUGGCUACGACACAGGUGUGAUAUCGGGGGCACUUCUGUAUAUCAAAGAUGAUUUUGAGGCUGUGAAGGACAGUAGUUUCCUUCAGGAAACAAUUGUAAGCAUGGCCAUUGUUGGUGCUAUAAUUGGGGCAGCUGCAGGGGGUUGGAUUAAUGAUGCUUAUGGACGUAAGAAGGCUACUCUUCUUGCUGAUAUUAUAUUUACUCUUGGGGCGAUUGUCAUGGCUGCUGCUCCAGAUCCAUAUGUUCUUAUAUUGGGGCGACUUCUCGUCGGCCUCGGUGUGGGUGUGGCCUCUGUCACUGCUCCUGUUUACAUCGCAGAGGCAUCCCCAUCAGAAAUAAGGGGAGGACUAGUGAGCACGAAUGUUCUUAUGAUAACUGGUGGCCAGUUUCUUUCCUACCUUGUUAAUCUCUGUUUUACAGAGGUCCCUGGGACAUGGCGAUGGAUGCUUGGAGUAUCAGGUGUUCCAGCUGUCAUUCAGUUCUCUCUCAUGCUCUGUCUACCAGAGUCUCCUCGAUGGCUUUUUAUGAAGGAUGAUAAAGAAACAGCCAUUGCUGUGAUGUCCAAAAUUUAUAAUUUGUCUCGCUUAGAGGACGAAAUAGAUUACCUCACUUCUCAAGCAGAGGAAGAGCACCAUAAGAAGAAGGAUGUUAGCUACUGGAAUGUUUUCAAAGUAAAAGAAAUCAGACUUGCUUUUCUGGCUGGGGCCGGACUUCAGGCAUUUCAGCAAUUCACUGGUAUCAAUACAGUCAUGUACUAUAGCCCAACAAUUGUGCAGAUGGCUGGCUUUCAGUCCAACCAGUUAGCUCUUUUACUGUCCCUUAUAGUGGCUGCCAUGAAUGCUGCUGGGACAGUUCUUGGCAUUUAUCUCAUUGACCAUUUUGGCCGGAGAAAGCUGGCCCUCUCGAGCUUAAGUGGUGUUAUUGUGUCACUUCUCAUCCUCUCGGCUGCUUUUUUUGUUCAAUCAUCUGGUUCUACAAGUGUAUUUUAUGGGUGGCUUGCAGUUAUAGGUUUAGCCCUGUACAUUGGUUUCUUUGCACCGGGGAUGGGACCUGUGCCAUGGACCGUGAACUCAGAGAUAUAUCCUGAAGCAUAUAGAGGGAUAUGUGGGGGAAUGUCAGCUACUGUGAAUUGGAUAUCGAAUUUGAUUGUGGCCCAGACAUUCCUUUCAGUUGUAGAAUCUGUUGGAACUGGUGCAACUUUCUUGAUCAUUGCGGUUGUGGCUGUUAUUGCAUUUGUCUUUGUGAUUCUGUUCCUACCUGAGACAAAGGGCUUGACAUUCGAGGAAGUGGAGAGGAUUUGGAAGGAGAGGGCUUGGGGCAGCAGUGGUUCAAACACACAGAGCCUUCUUGAGCAGGGAGAUGAGUCUUAG
Prunus armeniaca (apricot) is the source of this 1497-nucleotide messenger RNA. The record is from the annotation of a GenBank genome assembly. Lineage: Eukaryota; Viridiplantae; Streptophyta; Magnoliopsida; Rosales; Rosaceae.